Messenger RNA from Penicillium bovifimosum, 711 nucleotides. Its product is annotated as amidohydrolase family protein. Gene Ontology annotation, molecular function: hydrolase activity. The transcript has 3 exons. The coding region runs from base 1 to 711 and encodes 236 amino acids. The record is from RefSeq and is a predicted model, not a curated record. Lineage: Eukaryota; Fungi; Ascomycota; Eurotiomycetes; Eurotiales; Aspergillaceae.
AUGUUCAUCGCUGCUAUUUUGGCGGCCAUUUGGGCUGAUUUGGCGUCGGCCUUUGCCAUGUCCUGGCGCAAUCUUCGCAAGGCGGAAGCCGCCUAUAUUGGUGACCCUUUUGUAGUGUUUGAUCUGGGUGUUGAUGCGAGGUCUGGUGAGUUGGGGCAGUUGAAGGAGGCUGUUGAGAUGUUGAGGGGGGUUUAUGCGGGGUUAGAUAAGGGGAAGGGGGUUACGAUUGUUAUUAGUAUGUUCUUUGGUCCUGGGAUCUGUGAUGGGUUUGUUGUUGGGGGUUUUUUUGCUGACGUUACGACAGAUCAUCUUUGCAAGCCGAAUCUAAGGCUAGGUGGUGUGGAUGUUUCUAAGCAUCAUGAGUUUGUGGAGUGGAGGGAACUUGUUAUGGCGGCUUAUCCGAAGACUUAUAUGAAGCUUUCUGGGGCUUUUUCGGAGCUGUUGCCGUUGGAAGGGGAGGAUUGUGAUAUCUCGGGCAUUGUUGAUUGCCUGCAGCCGUGGACUGAUGUUGUUUUUGAUGCCUUUGGGGCUGGAAGAGUCAUGUUUGGGUCGGAUUGGUCGGUUUGCAGUGUUGGGGGUGGUGGGAAUGAGGUUUCAUGGGGACGAUGGAGGCGGGUUGUGGAAGAGGUUUUGAUACGACGGGGUCUCUCUGAGGAGGAGAAGAAGGGUAUAUGGGGGGAUGUCGCAUUGAAGGCUUAUGGUAUUCCAUGA